AUAAUGUGUAUCGACAAUAUACAGCAACCAAAAUGUUCCAGAUCUGCCACAUUGAUAUUGUGUUAUAUAUUCGAGGUAAGCACCCCCUCCCUCCAGUACAAGUAAUCCCAGAUAAAUACAGCUGGUAUUGCUUGAGGAUCGUGUGUGAUCCCAGGCAGCAUCAAAGGGAAAGCACGCAAGAACUGCUCAUCUUCAUCAGUUCAUCGACUUGUUUAAGGUACCUAUAUAUCUGACCUGCGAUGUUGCUUCGUGGUGUUGUUCUUCUGGUGGUCGUGGUCAACGCCCACGCAGGAUUCUCCGAUCCAAACUUCGUGGGUCGUCGUUCGACCAUCGUCCACCUCUUCGAAUGGAAGUGGCCAGCCAUUGCCCAAGAAUGUGAAAAAUUUCUAGGACCUCGUGGGUUCGCUGGUGUACAGGUUUCUCCUCCCAGCGAACACAUAUACCACAAAAUUUAUCAUGACGGCAAAACAGACUUUACUUGGUGGUCGCGCUAUCAACCCGUGAGUUACGAGAUUAACAGCCGGAGUGGUGGAGAAAGCGAAUUUAAGGACAUGGUACAACGAUGUAACAAGGUCGGGGUUCGAAUCUACGUCGACGCCGUCAUCAACCAUAUGGCAAAUGAUAACAGUUACGAAUUCCCUAAAGUGCCGUACCACUGGUGGAACUUCCACGCCAAAAAUGGUAAAUGCGGCACGGAUACGAACGAAAUCAAAGAUUACAGCAACGCCCACCAGGUCCGGUUCUGCGAAUUGAAUGGUUUGGAUGACCUUGAUUAUUCCGUACCACAAACUGUGGAGAAGGUGGUUGGUUACCUCAACAAGCUUUUGAGCUACGGUGUUGCAGGAUUCAGAAUUGAUGCCGCGAAGCACAUGUUACCCUCGGAAAUUCAAAACGUCGUCAAUAAAUUGGAAAAGACGAUUUUUGGUACUGAUCCAUACAUUUACCAGGAAGUCAUAGCCGUGAAUGAUCUCGAACCCAUAAAAUCAACAGAGUAUGUUUCCAGCGGCGAUGUGACAGAGUUUAAAUUCUGUUACGAAAUUGAAAAACUUGGUAAGGGAACAAAAGCGCUGAGAGACUUUAGGACAUUGGGAAAGGAAUGGGGAUUGCUUGAUUCGUCGCAAGCUUUGGUUUUCGUGGAUAACCAUGACAACCAAAGAGGUCAUGGUGGCGGAGGUCACAUUCUGACCUUCAAAGACAGCGCGGCAUACAAGAAAGCAACAGCAUUUACCCUCGCCUGGAACUACGGAAUCGCUAGGAUCAUGAGCUCGUAUCAAUUCACCAAUGGCGAACAUGGACCUCCAUGCAAUGAAAAUGGUGACACGCUGCCCCCACAAAUCAAGAAUGACGGUUCGUGCGAUGGGGAUUGGGUCUGCGAACAUCGUUGGAGACAGAUCCGCAACAUGGCCUGCUUCCGGAAUGCUGCUGGACUCGAACCAGUCUCGAACUGGAGAGCGGAUGAACAGUUUGAUUUCAUCUCUUUCUCAAGGGGCAGCAACGCUUUCUUUGCACUUAGCAACGACAAAGACAAAGUGAUACGCUGGGUGCCCACAGGGCUAUCACCUGGGACCUAUUGUGAUCUGAUCAGCGGUGACCCAACAGAUACUGGUUGUACUGGCCAAACAAUAACAGUGAACGAUCACGGGUGGGCUGAGAUCACCCUCCAUCCUGGGGAAGACUCGAUGAUAGCACUCACCGAGAGAGACAAAGCCAGCAGUGGAGGUGGAUGCAAGUGGAACUAGAAAGAUCAUCUUGCAAUGGCACUCCUACAAAUCAACAGAAUGAAGCGAUAAAACGCUAUAACAGGAUGAAAAUGAAAGUUAAUUACUAAAUGAUUGUUAUAUCCUGUAAAUUGAAUAACAUGAAUUUCCUUGAUUCCUUAACACCUUUUUAAAGUAAAGCAUGGUGAUGUGCCCUAGGGCUGUGCCUCCUCAUAUCUGGUUCUAAUCAAAUGGCAGACACAAGGGACCCUAUUCUGAAGUUGUGGACUGUAAACCCUCUACAGAGACAGAUUUUAAAUGAAAAUCUCAGUACUUUAAUCAUUAAAAGGCUUUUGAAAUCAUUAACUUCAUAAUUGACUUAACAGCCUUCAAGUCCAACCAACCACCCCCCCCCAAAUGUAUCUAUUAUAAUACAUGAAUUAUUUUGUUCCUGCAUGUUCAUAGCCUGCACAGCCAACUUAAAAUUGAAUGCAAGUUAAUCAAGAGUGAAAAAUAAGCAAGUAAAGUGAUUCAAUCGC
Molecule: messenger RNA, 2236 nt
Organism: Lytechinus pictus (painted urchin)
Lineage: Eukaryota; Metazoa; Echinodermata; Echinoidea; Temnopleuroida; Toxopneustidae
Product: alpha-amylase-like
Exons: 5
Coding region: 240-1739 (499 amino acids)
Biological process (GO): carbohydrate metabolic process
Molecular function (GO): alpha-amylase activity; cation binding
Source: RefSeq, a predicted model, not a curated record